Gigantopelta aegis is the source of this 3058-nucleotide messenger RNA. RefSeq names its product MORN repeat-containing protein 3-like. The transcript is spliced from 5 exons. The record is from RefSeq and is a predicted model, not a curated record. The coding region runs from base 98 to 811 and encodes 237 amino acids. NCBI's taxonomy places the organism in Eukaryota, Metazoa, Mollusca, Gastropoda, Neomphalida, Peltospiridae.
CCUAGCAACCAACAUAUCAAUGGGUUUCGGGGGGUAGAGUGACUGAUAUGAUUUAGGGUAGAUUUGAUUGCAUUCGACAGUUGGAAAGAGGUAUAGUAUGCCUCAUCUAAAGCAACCGAAACUCCAUGAGCCACUGUGGAAAGACUGGGAUUAUUUAGCACAAAAAAGAGGCAUACGACACACAGUAUAUUCUGUGAAUGGCGAUCAAUAUACUGGAGAAUGGCUUGAUAACUUAAAACACGGAAAAGGUACGUACAAAUGGAAGAAGGAUGGUGCUAUUUACGAUGGAGAUUGGAAGAGAGGCAAGCGAAGUGGUUUUGGAACGUACAGUUUGCCUGACGGUAAAGGAGGCUACACGAAAGGAUAUUCUGGUGGCUGGAAGAAUGACAUGAGACAUGGUUAUGGUACACAGUUCUAUGCCAAUGAAAAGUACUAUGAGGGCGAAUGGUAUGCUGAUAAGCGCAGUGGAUGGGGACGGAUGUACUUUGAAGAUGGAACCAUCUAUGAAGGAGAGUGGUUUGAUGAUGAGCGAAGUGGACAAGGAAUGCUUAGGCUAGUGAAUGAGAAUCGGUAUGAAGGAUCGUGGAAGAAUGGUAAGAAGAAUGGUCCCGGGAAGUAUUACUACCUCGACACGGGUCAGCUGUUUGAAGGAGUUUGGGUGGACAACACUGCAAAGUGCGGCACAAUGAAGGACUUCAAUCGAGAAACCGCCCCAGAAUCAACUAUAUAUCCUAUACCUCAGGUUGAACUUGCCAGCCCAGACGGUGUUAUAGCUGAAGCAGAAGAUGUGUUCCUGCAAGCCCAGGAAUAGAUUUACCCUUGUUAAGCUUUAUAUAACCUAUCUGCUUCCCAGAGUCCUGCAAUUCCAAAUCAUUAACCAUUAUUGUUGUGCUAAUUAUGCCUGUUAAAAAGAGUUGUUCCAGAAUGUUAAAACUAGCAUUAUUCCAGAGAUAAAUAUUCAGGAGGUUCAUUGGCACUUAAAAAAAAAAUAUAUCCAUCAUGAUAUAUAAUUUAAAUAUGACUAUUAAACAUUGGUUAAUCCAAGACUAUUGAGGCAUGUACACAGUUCUUGUGGAUAGGUCCAUGAGGUGAAGAAUGCUUUUUGUUUUCAAGGAAAGUGGACUUUCAAAAGUACAUAAAAUUAAUAGUCUUUUAAAAAAAUUUAAAAACUUAAAAAAUGGUAUUUUGAAAAUAUUUUUUAAUUGGGGCAUGGGUGGGGUAUACACACUGAUUGCACACCUGUUUGGAUAUGGGUCUGCUAUCUGUAUAAAUUAGUACAAAUACCUUGUAAAUGUCGCAUCCAUUUUCUGUGUCCUAAGAGUACUAGGUUUUAGACUAAUUAAUUAUCUACAUGUUUACAGUACUUUUAACACAUGGUGAUCAAAGGUAUAUACUGAGGUAUAGAAAUGAUAGUUAACUUUGGACACAAAAUGCCCAUGUACUAUCACUCGCCCUCUCCCUUCUAUUUAUUUCUGGUAUAAUUCUAAUCACAAUACGGCCAAAAUAUUUUGAUCAGUAUCUUUACCUUUUUAUGUCCAUUUGUACAUCAAUCAUGAAUGUUGAUUUAUUCACAUUAACUUUUUAAGUUUAAGAAAAUUAUCUUGUAUUUUUGUAUGGAUGUAAUUUUGUUAAGAACUUUUCAUGUACUGAAUAUAUACUCUUCAAAUUAAGUUGAGGAUCACAUCUUAAAAUGGGUAUAAUGGGGUUUUUUAAUUGACAAAAAUAGGGGAAACAGGUUUUUGUUUGUUUGUUUACAGUCACUUUAACAGAUGCACACUAAAUGAUAAUGCAGAAGUUUCAUUAGCAUGAGAUUCGUAAUACCACAUUAAAACUGAGAAACAAAAUGGCAGCCAGUAAAGUGAAGAGCAUGCUAGAGCAUCAUCAGGAGAUGGAUGUGCAUGAUUCAACUCUUUGCUUUUCAAUUCUUGCUCUUUGAACUGAAAGUCUGCCGAGUAUGAUGUCAUUUGUUUGAAUCGUCAUUAUUUGUAAUGUGUUGGAUAAAGUGGUCCUUAACCUUUUUAGAAGGGUAUAUAUCAACAAAAGGCAUCCCACUCUUUUUCCAUUUCAUUUGGAGUGUGAAGAGUGUUCUUUUAUCAUUUGUCAUUUUUGUAUUGUUAUGGUCAAUUCUGGCCUAUUUUGCUACUUGUUCAAGUUCAUGAUUUAUUAGCAUGUUACCUUUUUCAUAUACACUGUGCACUUGUUUGGAAUGGAUGUUUUAUUUGCUUCCAUAUACCAUUUUAAAAUAUUGAAAUGGAAAACCAUGGAAUAGUUAUACUUGGAGUGAACAUUUUGUAAUUUGUUUUCAAAAAUGUUUUUGCUACAGGCCUCGAAUUUUGGAAAAUUAGAGGGCACGGCCAUUUGACUUAGACUGAUCGUGUUCGAGUAUGAUGGCCAAUUAGUAACUUGCUAAAUGAUUUUCAGGGCAUCGGGGUAUAUGACUAGGUCACUGCGGCAAUUUGCGGCAUGGCCACUUUUAAAUUCAAGCCCUGUUGUUAUUUUAUUGCCCUUUUAGUAUCAAGCCUAAUUAUGUUUGGAGGCAGGGUCUCCUAAAUUUGUUUGUACACAUUUUAUUAAUAUUUAAUAGACUGUUUUAUCUAUUACCACAUAUUCAAAAUCAUGUUUAGAAAUAAUUUGUAAUAAUAUACUCAGCAGCAAACCUGGUAAUUGUGAAAAUGAAAAUGACCACUGCAAAAAAUAUGCCAUGAAAAAAUGUCUCUAGGACAUUUUCCAUCUCAAUUUUACACUUCAUUAACAAAAAUGACAGAAAAUUGGAAGUUACAUGGCAAAAAAAAUGCUUAGGAAAUUUAAAACCAAUUGUCAAGGCUGUAGCAGUAUAUAUAAAUUGAAAUGAAGAACCGAAAAAAUGCCAAAUUAUUUUAAGCUCUGUAAAAAUUAUAUUAGUGUAUUAUGUACCGGGUACAAAUAAUCUGGCAUGUUUGAAGUACUGUACAUUUGUACUCCCUGCUAGCCAAAAUUUAUAUAUUGUUAUACAUAUUCAAAACACUUUGAUAUACAUGUAUUUACCAUGCUUUGUAUAUACAUGUAUUGUACACUUGAA